AUGUCGGCCGAAGACUUCGAGUCACUGCCUCCAGCAGUGCGAAGAAAGUUCUUCUCGAAUGUUGAGCGUUUGCGCAUUCGGCUAGCCCAGAGCGAUCACAGUUCUCCUACCUGCUCCACGUCAAACUAUCAGACGGAUAAUCGGACCUAUCGAGCCCCUCGUCCUGGGUCUGAUUAUCAUUCGCGUGGUUUACGGAACGGAUCGACUAGGAAGCGAGGACUUGAGAAACGUUCUUCCCCUUUCAAGAAAUUACGCAAACCAGGCUCUCUUCAAUUGGCUUACUUGGCCGCCCAGGCGGAUUCUCAAUGCUUCCAUUCUCUCCCCGCUAAGGUCCAACAAAAGCUUUUCUCGCCUGAAGAACGAAAACGUUUGAGGAACGCCUAUCGACAAAGCCUCAUCUACGACGCUGCCGACGAAGCUUACCAACGAGAUAUCGGCCGAGAUUCUGGGAGCUGUCGCCCUUCCACUGAAAGUUACCGCUCCCAGGAGACUGUUCCUGUUUUUCAGCCAUCGACCGUCUUCUAUUCAGACUCUGAGUCGGACGAAGAGGACUCAAACAUGGAUCAAACAUUCCAUGACAGUUUCCGGUGGCUCGACGACGGUGGCGAUCUCGACUUAUCGCUCGAUGAAUACCACGCUCAUGUGGCAGAUGCUGCCACGAGGAAGAGAUCUCGCUCCUCUUUCCGUCGCUCCUUAUCCUUUUCAAACCAACUUCGCAAAACAUUAGAAAUUACACCCAUUUCUCCUCGGGGACUCCCGCCUGUCAGCCGAUCUCAGCCUCUAGCUCCCCUCUCCAACCAAACCUCCGAAUCGCGCCCAUCAUCCCGCCAUCGAUUUCAACAUGUCCCUAAAUCAUCCACCUCUACCAUCGACCCCUAUGCACAAUACUACCAAGACCCCGAUGCUCGUUUGAAGUUGCGCGUAUACCUGGCAUCCCCACAAAAAUUCGACGAAGCUAUUGAAUUUGGAUUUCCCUCGCUAGAUCAAAACAAUAAGGAGAACAUCGCACAAGAACCGAUUUCAUUGAAACCAACCACACCAAAUCAUACCUCCUCACAGAAACCAACCCUAGUCAAUUGGGACUUUGGCACAUUCUUCGAAGAUGACGAUGGCACCAUGGUGGGGAGCCCAGGGGGGUCGGUGGAGAAUGAAUCAAUCCCUUCGCCCAUGCUCACACAGCGGGACGCGUCCCGUCCCUCCGUGGAAUCCCCAGCCCUUUUGCAACGACGCCAAUCCUGGCUGCUUGGGACGAAGGGGGUCCCACAACGGCUUCCAGGAAACCGUGAGAUGACUCUGAAAAUGACCCUCACUCGGCCUGACCUCCGAACCAACUCUCCCACCCCUCCUACUUCUUCCAAAGAAAUGGAAGAUCCCUUACGACUGGCUGAACUCCCACCUGCGGAUCGCAGCCAAUCAAUCUGGGACUCUGACAUGGAUGAGCAAGGUAUGGUGAGGAAGAUGUGGCGCAAACUCCGACGCCGAGUUUGA
Messenger RNA from Penicillium vulpinum, 1488 nucleotides. RefSeq lists its product as uncharacterized. The coding region runs from base 1 to 1488 and encodes 495 amino acids. The record is from RefSeq and is a predicted model, not a curated record. NCBI's taxonomy places the organism in Eukaryota, Fungi, Ascomycota, Eurotiomycetes, Eurotiales, Aspergillaceae. The transcript has 2 exons.